AUGUCUAAAGUGGAGAAGACUGUUCAAAAAGAGUGUCUAGGGAAAGCAGGUGACAUGAGCAAGUUCAAAAAGGUUGAUCUGACCAAGCUUGAAAUGCGCAUUGGAUAUACUAAAAAAAUAAUAUAUCAAGACACAAUGUCCAAAGCAUUCAUUUUGUGUAUGGUCACUUUGAUCAUUUGCUGUGCAACUCGGUUGGUAUUUGCUAAGGGUGAAAUUUCAAGACAAUUGUGUGAUGCUGAGAAAAUAGACACCGAUAAGGCGACCAAAGUAGAUAAGAUCUUACAGAAAGAGUGUCUAGAAAAGGCCGAUGAUAUGAGCAAGUUUAAAAACGUUGACAUGACCAAUGUUGGUUUAAAGCAAAUGAUGAUUGAUGUGUGCGCUGAGAGUUAUGGUAAAUGUAUUGACGAGCUCGAGAAGAAAGAUAAGAAGUUGCAUGAUGAAAUGGAAAAGGUUGAAAAGUCUAUUGACCAAACAGAGGUUAAGAAAUUAAAGAAAUGCGCUCUGGAUUUGGUAUUGGCUGAGGGUGAAGUUAGAAAACUAUUGUGUGAUGCUGAGAAAGUAGACACCGAUAAAGUGACUAAAGUUGUUGAAUGUCUUAACAAUUUUAGAAAUAAACGUUCGGCUGAUAUGAAAGCUCUCGAGGAAAAGGCUGCAGUGACCGUUCAAAAAGAGUGUAUAGGAAAGGCGGGCGAUAUAAGUAAGUUUAAAAAGGUUGAUCUGACCAAGCACGAUUUAAAACAAAUAUUGAUUGAAACUUGCGACGAGGCUUAUCAAAAAUGUUCGGGUGAGCUCAUACAGUCGACCAAAACAUUGCAAGAUGCGUUGAUUAAAGUUGGAAAGUCUACAGAUGAGAGCGAGUCGAAGAAAUUAACGAAAUGCGCUUUGGAUGUACUCAAGAAAUAA
This is a messenger RNA of Medioppia subpectinata, 903 nucleotides long. The record is from the annotation of a GenBank genome assembly. NCBI's taxonomy places the organism in Eukaryota, Metazoa, Arthropoda, Arachnida, Sarcoptiformes, Oppiidae.